This is a messenger RNA of Callorhinchus milii (elephant shark), 8711 nucleotides long. RefSeq names its product sortilin-related receptor, L(DLR class) A repeats containing (gene sorl1). NCBI's taxonomy places the organism in Eukaryota, Metazoa, Chordata, Chondrichthyes, Chimaeriformes, Callorhinchidae. Gene Ontology annotation, cellular component: membrane; Golgi apparatus. Bases 1 to 6552 code for a protein of 2183 amino acids. Gene Ontology annotation, molecular function: protein binding. The record is from RefSeq and is a predicted model, not a curated record. The transcript is spliced from 49 exons. Gene Ontology annotation, biological process: protein targeting to lysosome; post-Golgi vesicle-mediated transport; protein retention in Golgi apparatus.
AUGGCGGGCGGCGGCUCCCGGCUGUGGCUCGCGCUCUCCUGGCUGCAGCUCCUGCUGACGGCGGCGGCGGCUCAUGGAGCGGCGGGAGCUGAGGCUGCAGGUGGCGCCGGCGGCGGCGGCGGCGCAUCGUCGUCGUCGUCAGGGAGCGGCGGCCGGUGGCGCAGGAGCGCGGAGAAGCUGCAGCAAGUGCAGGUCUUCGGGCAGGUAAAUCUCAACGACUCCCACAAUCAGAUGGUGGUUCACUGGGCUGGAGAGAAAAGCAAUGUCAUUGUUGCGCUUGCUCGAGAUGCUCCAAUCUCACACGAGCCUCACCCCAGUUCUGUAUAUGUCUCUUAUAAUUAUGGAAAAACCUUCAAAAGAAUUCAAGACAAGUUCAAGCCAGUCGAUAGGAAGAUAAACGAGACAAUUAUUUCUCAGUUUUACCACAGUCCUGCAGAUAACAAACGGUAUAUGUUUGUGGAUACUAAAAACCACUAUAUGUGGGUCACCCUCAACUUCUGCAAUGAUGUCCAAGGUUUUUCAGUUCCGUUCACUCCGACUGAUCUCCUAAUGCAUAGCAGGGAUCCCAACCUAGUUCUGGGAUACGACAGCUCACACCCAAACAAGCAGCUUUGGAAGUCAGACGACUUUGGACAAACGUGGAUUUUGAUUCAGGAACAUGUCAAAGCUUUCUAUUGGGGAGUGGAACCAUACGACUCAUCUACCAUGGUUUACGUUGAACGACAAGAACCGAUAGGCUCCUCAAGCAUCAUCCGUAGCACUGACUUUUUUCAGACUGAAGAAAACCACGAGUUACUUUUGGACGCGGUCGAUGACUUUCAAUUACAAGAUAAAUACAUGUUUGCCACAAAAACCGUGAAUCUUCCUGAGAGCCAGGAGCAUUCAGAAGUGCAGUUGUGGGUCUCUUAUAAUCGGAAACCCAUGAAAGCAGCCAAUUUCCCCACAAGGUACCGAAUCAUGGAGUAUUACGUGGCUGAUGCUUCAGAAGAUCAGGUGUUUGUUUGUGUCAACCACAACAACAAUAUGACCAAUCUUUACAUCUCUGAAGCGGAGGGGCUGAAAUUUUCCCUUUCUCUGGAAAAUGUACUAUAUUAUAGUCCAGCAAAUGCAGGGAGUACCCUGGUCAGGUAUUUUGCAAAUGAGCCGUUUGCAGAUAUUCACCGUGUGGAUGGAUUGAGAGGAGUUUACAUUGCUACACAGAUGAAUGGCUCUUACAAUGAGGAGAACAUGAGAUCAGUGAUAACCUUCGACAAGGGUGGAACAUGGCAGCUCCUGGAGGCGCCAAGUUAUGACAGUGAUGGUGUCAAAAUUAGCUGUGAGCUUCAAAAAGGGUGCUCGCUCCAUCUGGCACAGCGCUACAGCCAGCUAGCCAACUUCCAUCUCCGCCGAAUGCCCAUCCUUUCAAAAGAGUCAGCUCCAGGCCUUAUUGUUGCAACAGGUUCCAUUGGCAGAAACUUGGCAAACAAGCCUAAUGUAUAUAUUUCAAGUAGUGCUGGAGUUCGAUGGCGAGAGGCCCUUCCUGGUCCACAUUAUUACACAUGGGGCGAUCAUGGAGGGAUCUUGGUGGCAAUACCGCAGGCUUUCUCUACAAAUGAAUUGAAAUACAGCACUAAUGAGGGAGAGACUUGGAAGACGUUUAUCUUCUCUGAGCAAAAUGUGGUGGUGUACGGAUUGCUCACCGAGCCAGGAGAGAAGAGCACUGUGUUCACCAUCUUUGGCUCCUAUGCAGACAACAGCCACAGCUGGUUGAUACUUCAGGUCAACACAACCUUAACGCUGGGAGUGGCAUGUUCGGAGAAUGAUUACAAGCUCUGGUCACCUUCUGAUGAGCAUGGAAACGAGUGCUUGCUUGGUCGAAAAACCGUCUACAAGCGGAGGACCCCUCAUGCAACCUGCUUCAACGGAGAAGACUUUGACAGACCCAUUACAGUCAGCAACUGUUCCUGCACAAGACAAGACUAUGAAUGUGACUUUGGUUUUAAGAUGAGUGAAGAUUAUCAGACUGAGAUCUGCAUACCAGACCCCGAGUUCAUUGAUAAUGUGUAUGCCUCACCUGUACCCUGCCCUGUUGGCACGACAUACAGGAGAACAAAAGGUUACCGCAAAAUCUCAGGAGACAGUUGCAGUGGUGGAGAUGUGGAGGCUCGUUUGGAGGGUGAUAUACUGCCGUGUGCUAUGGGAGAGGAGAACGAAUUUAUUCUCUAUGCCCUGAGGAGCUCUAUCCAUCGCUACGAUCUAUCUAGCGGGACAGAUGAGAAGCUGCCACUUUAUGAUCUACGAGGAGCCGUAGCUUUGGAUUUUGACUACGAACACAACUGUGUAUAUUGGGCAGACAUUGCAUGGCACGUUAUUCAGCGUUUGUGCUUAAAUGGGAGUACAGGCCAAGAGAUAAUAAUCAAGGAGGGGCUGCAGACCGUGGAAGCAUUGGCCUUCGACCCCAUCAGCCAGCUCCUCUACUGGAUAGAUGCUGAAGCCAAGAAAAUUGAAGUUUCAAACCCCAGUGGAGACCUGCGUCUCACUCUGGUGAAUUCUACCAUCUUGGAUCAUCCAAGAGCUUUGGUGCUCAUUUCUGUCAAAGGCCUGAUGUUCUGGACAGACUGGGGUGACAAUGCGGUAGGCAUUUACCGAAGUGAUAUGGACGGAUUCAAUGUCAGUCGGAUUGUCGCUGCUGGUGUUAAAUGGCCCAAUGGAAUCACUGUGGACGAAUCGUGGGUCUAUUGGACCGAAGCCUACGGUGACCGAAUUGAACGGGCAGAUUUCAGUGGUGGUCAGAGAUCUGUACUUGUACAGAACCUGCCUCACCCAUAUGCCAUUGGUGUUUUUAAGAAUGAAAUCUAUUGGGAUGAUUGGUCGCAAAUGAGCAUUUUUAGGGCUUUCAAGUAUGACGGUUCAGCUGUGCAGUCCUUGGUUACUGGUUUAUCUGGAGUCAUGGAUAUGAAGUUGUUCUACAAGGGCAAGACAUGGGGGCAAAAUGCGUGUACGGAGAAGCCAUGUAGCUUGCUCUGCCUUCCUAAACCCGGGGGUAGGAGGUGUGCGUGUCCUGCAGGAGUCAGCAGCACAGUUUUGCCAUCUGGUGACGUUCAUUGCGAGUGCCCACCCAACUAUGUGCUCAGGAAUAAUACCUGCACGAAAGAGGACAUCAGCUGCCUACCUAGCCAAUAUAGAUGUGCCAAUGGCAAGUGCAUCAGCAGCAUUUGGAAGUGUGAUAACGACAAUGAUUGUGGUGAUUACAGUGAUGAAGGAGAUUGUCCAACAACGUCCUGUGACCUGAACUCUCAGUUCAAGUGCCAAUCUUCAGGGAUGUGCAUACCACUUUCGUACAGGUGUGACCGUGAAGAUGACUGUGGGGACAACAGCGAUGAGGAGCAAUGCUCUAUGAACCAUUGUAAGGAUGAUGAAUUUACCUGCGCCAGUGGUAUGUGCAUUCGCUUCUCUUGGAAAUGUGACGGAGACAAUGACUGCCGUGAUUGGUCGGAUGAACUGAACUGCACUUCAAAUAAACACACUUGUGACACAACCAACUUUGCUUGUCACAACGGACACUGCAUCCCUCGCCGGUGGGUUUGUGAUGGAGAUGAUGAUUGCCGUGAUGGGUCCGAUGAAGACCACUCCUGUGCUGAUUCUGCAUGUCAUGGGUUUAGAUGUGGCAAUGGCACUUGCAUUACAAUGAUCCAUCGCUGCGAUGGUGUCCCAGAUUGUCCAGACCAUUCAGAUGAGGAAAACUGCAGCCCACCAUGCUCCCGGUACAUGGAUUUUGUUUGUCAGAACGGGCGUGAGUGCCUUUACAGCUCCAUGGUGUGUGAUGGCACUGCGCAAUGUGAUGAUGGUUCUGACGAGGACCCAAGCUAUGCUCAGUGUACACACUUGCCUGAGUUUACCAAGACGUGUGAGCCCUUCAGCUUCAGAUGCUCGAAUGGAGUGUGCAUCAGCAUGGAGUGGAAGUGUGAUGGGGUGGAUGACUGUGGAGACUAUUCUGAUGAAGCAAACUGUCGAAAACCAACUGAAGCGCCAACUUGUACCAGGUAUUUUCAGUUCAGCUGUCAGAAUGGGAACUGCAUCCCCAACUGGUGGAAGUGCGAUAGCGAGAACGACUGUGGAGACUGGUCUGAUGAAGCUGGCUGUCCUGGUUGGAUUCCUGUUACACAAACUACACCGUCUUCUUCCACGUGUGCCCUGAACCACUUCAGAUGUGAUUCUGGCGAAUGCAUCAUAAACCGUUAUGUGUGCGAUGGGUUCCCUGACUGUAUGGAUAGUUCUGAUGAGGAAGGAUGCCCCACCUAUUCAUCAAACAGAACCACCACCAGAACAACCACAGCACCACCAGCUGGACGAUGUAGAAUCUCCGAGUUCCGUUGUGCACGCAGUCACAAAUGUAUUCCUUACUGGAAGCGCUGUGACAAUCAGCAAGACUGCCGGGAUGGGUCAGACGAGAUGAACUGUCCCAGCCAUGCUCCAUUAAAGUGCUUGAACGAGACAGUGUGCGAGGAUGGAGAGACGUGUAUAAGCCAGCUGGAACGUUGCGAUGGAUUCCUAGACUGCUCUGACAACAGCGAUGAGAAAAACUGCUCAGGUGACAGUGCAGUGUACAAAGUACGACAUCUACGUUGGUCGGUUGAUUUGAAUGGUGCCAUUUCUCUAACUUGGGACAGUCCAAAGAACUUGCCUUCAUCGUGCAUCUACGUUGUGUACUACAGAUUGUUGGGUGACGGCUGGAAGAGCUUGGACUCUAACAACAAAACUGCUUUUGUGAUUAAGAUUAUGAAACCAGAUUCCACCUACCAGGUGAAAGUGCAAGCUCAAUGCCUCCAUAAAAUCUAUAGCACCAACAGUGUCAUUACACUGCGAACACCCGAAGGCUUGCCUGAUGCUCCACAGAAUCUCCAGCUGUCUUACAGCGAGGAAGAGGAUGGAGCCAUAUCCUGUAAAUGGACUCGCCCUGUUAAUGCUCACGGGCUCAUUCGCGAGUAUCUGGUGGAAUACGCCCAGAAUGGUACGAAAGAAUGGACUUCACUGAAGAGUACUGUAAAUUACUUGGACAUUAAAAACCUCCAGAUGAAUGUCGUGUACAGGGUCAGGGUUGUAGCUGUGACAGGGCGUGGAGUAGGCAACUGGAGUGACUCGAAAACCAUCAUCACAAAGAAAGGGAAAGCAAUCCCAGCACCAAACAUUGUGAUUGACAGUGCACAUGAAAACAGCAUUGAUUUGAAGUUACAGAUGAACUCCAACGUUAAGGUGACCAGCUAUGUUGUGGAUUUAUCUUGGACAUUUGAUACUCAUGUGAAAGAGAAGCGAACUUUACUUGUUAAUGCAGGAAAUACUGACCUCACUGUUGCCAAUUUAACUGCUGGGACAAAGUAUGAGAUUUCCGCAUGGGCAAAAACCAGUAUUGGUGAAAGUCCAGUGACUUUCUCCCAUGCUACAACCAGUGGAAUCCAACCAGCACCACCUAAACUUAAAGCAGUUCCACACAGUGAAACUAUUGUAGAUUGUGAGUGGACGGGGCCAAAGAAUGUGGUUUACGGAGUUUUCUUUGCUACAUCGUUCUUGGAGCUCCACCAAAGUCCAAGAAACGUCAGCUCUGAAAUGACUAAACUCUCAGUAACUGUGGACAGCGAUGAACAAUAUCUGUUUUUGGUUCGUGUAAUUGUUCCGUAUCUUGGCCCACCCUCUGAAUACAUUGCUGUUAAGAUGAUUCCUGAUAACAGACUGCCACCUCGCCACUUGCAUGUUGUCAUUACUGGCAAGACAAUAGCUGCAGUAAAGUGGCAACCUCCAUAUGACCUGCAAAAUGAAAGCUUAACUUAUGCAGUUUGUGUGAAGGAUUCCAUUCGAAAAACUGAAAAGAACUACAAGGUUACCACCACGAACAAUACAGUGCAAUAUAAAGUGCUGAAGCUGGAACCUGGUGGAAGAUACAAUAUUGUCGUCCGGCUGUUUAAUAUGAGCAAAGAAGCCAGUGUGACUUUAACCACAGUUCCUCUGUCAGCACCAGAGUCGCUGAAAAUCCUCCCAGAGAAAGACCACAUCCGGCUGUUCUGGAAAAAUCUUGCCGUGAAAGAACGGAGCUUUAAUGACAACAGGGGUUAUGAAAUCCACAUGUAUGACCACGUGACCAACACGACCGUGUGCCUUGGGAAUACGUCGGAAACGACCUUUAUGGUUUCCAAUCUGAAGCUGGGCCACAACUACACGUUCACAGUGCAAGCCAGAUGUUUGUACAAUGGGCAGAUCUGUGGUAAACCCGCAUCCCUGCUCUAUGAUGAACUCGGAAACGCACCAGAUCCAUCUGCAUCCAAGAGUUCCAAGCCCACGGAUGUAGCAGCCAUUGUGGUACCAGUGAUGUUCUUGUUGCUCGUGAUGCUGGGGACAGGCUUCGUCAUUCUCUACGUGCGCCAUCGGAGACUCCAGAAUAGUUUCACAGCCUUUGCGAACAGUCAUUAUAAUUCCCGGCUGGGGUCGGCAGUCUUCUCUUCAGGGGAUGAGCUGGGCGACGACGAGGACGCCCCGAUGAUCAACGGGUUUUCGGAUGACGUGCCCAUGGUCAUAGCGUGAAAACCCUUACCGAGAACCAAACCGUGUGAGAGUUCUUAAAAAAAAAUGCACUUUUCUGAGUUGCAAUACAUUAUUUUUAUAUGGACCAAAAUUAGACUUUUAAUGCAAAGUGCUGUGAUACCUGGGCAAGACAGACAGAUGGAUGGAGACGGUCCAGGCAAGGCACACAGGUGCAGUGCUGGGUCCCCGACCGCAGGUUUUUUUUGCACAGCUGCGCUCAUGUGAAGCCUUCGGUCACAGUUAAUUUUCAGGUUGCUUGCUUGGGUAAUCAGUCGCAGGUGAAAUACCUCUGUCUGAUAGCCUAUAGACUAGACUGCAUUUUCUCGUGUGACAUCUUGGUUCUAAUCUGCGUUUUAACUCUUCCUCUCUCUCCUCUCCUCCCAACAACCAAAUGCUCGCCAAAAAAAAUCACGUUUAUAUUAAAAAAAAUCAAAUUAUUGAUGAAAGGCAAGGGCACGGAUGCUCUAUAAAGAUUUUAAAAUGAAUCUUGACACUACAUCCACAGCUACACAUGUGACAUCAGAGCGGAUUGUAUUGAAUGGUUUAUGGAUGUGUAAUUUUUUUUCUUAACUGCAGAGAGAACUUGACCCGAUGUUAAAUACGAAACCUGUGCUCAUGGGUGUGUCCGUUGGGGUUGUUCCUUGUGUUGGGUGGUGCAAUUGGACCGAAUGCAUUUUAUCUUUUCUCUGUUUUAUCUCUUUAAUGCAUGAUCACACAACAUUGGGUGGGGGGAGAACAAUGAAUUAGUAGCUACAAGGUGGGUAGUUGUAAGUACUGGCAGUAACAAGAUGCAAAUGUAAUCAUGAGACACUGUAAUUUGUAUGGUAUCGUGGAUGCCAGCAGUUGUCUCUCACCGUAAAUGUGGAGUUUGGUGUAUUGUGAAAGUUUGGUCCAAAAUGAAUACUGCUGAAUGCCUAUAAAUACCAUGUGAAACAGACAAACCAUUCAUUCAGUCUGAGGAUGAAAACCUGUAAUAUUUAAUGUCCUGUUAUUAGCUAGAGAGAGAAGUGUUGAAGGAAAAUCCAUGAUCUAAACUUAUCAUUGCUUGGCCAAGAAAGUGUAUUCUUCCACUGUAAGUACUCUGUUUGUUCUAUUCUGAUAGACUAGUUGAAGGGUUGCUUGAAAAUGGCUGAUAUCUACAAUCUUAUCUCCUUUACGCUAAUCGUUAAGUGGAACAGAUGACUAAAGAGCCCACAGUUUUCCUGCUAAUCGAUGGAAAUGGAGUUGCAUCAUUUGUCUUUAAGACAGAAGUUGAGGGAGAAGAGUGAAGUAGUGUCAAUACUUUUCCUAAUAGUGCAAUUCUGAGCCAGUUUGGGAAAUGAUGGAUUCAGGGCAGAGCGCAGGAUUCUCGUGUGCACAUCGCUAAGUAACUCACAGCCACUCAACAUUUUGUGAAUAAAUGGAAUUUCUAUUUGCAAUUAGCCGACAGAAUGGUAGAUGAGGAGACCGAUGUCUCUGCGAGUUGAACUUGCUACCACUCGGAUUGCUUGUGUGAUUGGAAGCAAUGGCUUGUAAUUCUUAAUGCUGUUGCCUUAUUUUACAAUGUAUUUUGCUGUUGCCAUUAGACCAUAUAUUUCCUUUAAGUCAUAUUACAACGGUCUAUUUUAAUAUUAAUUUUACUUGAGCACCAGGGACAAUUAUCUCUGGUUACAUUUACUGCUGAAAAGAAAUCAGUGUAUCCCAUCUGCAAAGCUGUUAAAGAAAAGUUUAAUGUCUGGAAUUUCUGCUUUGAAAUGGUGUUCCAUUGCAAUUCAGUUUAACUCUUGGAUUCCAAACUCCACGCUUCAAACUCCUCUUCCUUAACAAUGGAAUUAACUAUCAAAUAAGACAUAUAUACAGUUUUGUUUUUAAAAGAAACACCGCCCUUUUUACACCUCCCAAACUUUUAGUAAGAGGAGGGAAAAUCGUUUCAAUUUGAAUCGCUGCAGAGAGAGAGACUCGUUAAAAUUCUAUGGGUUAAUAUAUUCUGAAAUUGGUUUGCAGAUAAAUCUCAUUUGCGAUAGAAUUAGCUUCUGUUACCAUAGGUCACCUUGUUGAGUUUAGAUUGUGAUUUAGACUUGAGAUGUAUGUACGUACUUUGUGGGUUGGGACCAGUAGAUUACAUUCCUGUGUAAGUGGGAUGCAUGGAAAUCUCAUCUUGGUUUGGAGACUCUUAAGCA